CUGAAAUCCUCAUCUUCCUGUUUUUGUUUACUCUGUGAUCCCUGAAUGAAUAAGUGAAUGAGCGAAUUAAUGAAACCAUCGAUGAAGUUAUCAUUAAAGUGGAUAUAAAACGUUCGAGUCCGGCCUCAGCUACCUAACCAGUUAUGCGGCCCUGGACAAAUCCCUAAUCUCUCAGUUUCUGGGAAGUGGGUGUGUGUGAGAAUGGACCAGGCGGAGGAAGCUGGCCCAGAUCCGGGAGACGCGCGUCCCCUUCGGCCCCUGACAUCAGGUGGUCUGCUUAACCUUUGCCUGUCUCAUCUGCGCAAUGGCGAUAACAACGAGAAUUACCCCGGGGACCAGGAGAGUAGCUAGUGUGUGAAGCACUAACUGGAGGGAAUAGCCCCUGGUAACUGGGAGGACAUUGAGUGCACAUAGCGCCAGGUGCCAGUUACUGUCUCUGAGUACUAGGAGGCACAGAGAAAACAGCCCCUGCCCCUAGUGCAGCAGAAAGUGUGUGCGUGACUCCAGGAUAUGUCCGUCAGAACCGCCUGUUCUCAGGGGAGACCGGACAAGCGUCGGAGAAAUGUAGGCCCCGUGGGUCCCAGGCCGCAGUUAGGACAGCACGUGGAUGGGCCCCAGAGCCUUCUGGGGACUUGGUGUCUGCUGUGGCUUCCGCUCCUGGGCCUCUGUCCUCCCUCCUCCCGUGAGCUCCUGCGUAAUUCUGGCGCACCUCAGUAGCUCUGGGGCUUCUCCUGCCCCCCGAGAAAGGCCUUGAGAAGUCGAUGAAUCAGACAGAAAAUCAUCAUUUUUGUGCCCUGUACAGAGCAGGAUAAUAGCAGCCGAGUGCAUCGAGGUUUCCAGAACACUUUGCACGCAAUCACCUUUGCUGUCAGCCCCUGGCGGAGGCCCGCGGGCGGGGUGAGGCUCACUGUCGGUUCUCUGAAGUCCCUCCUAACGUGGAGGGUCCAGAGCUGGCUGGGCGCGGACAACGAGAGGAGCAAGAAUUGGCUGUUUUAUCAUUGCUUUGAGUGAAAAAUGCAAUUUACCUCUCAAUUGGACUUAUUUCCUGACUGCACGGUGACGCUUCUCCUGUUUCGUAAUGUCAAAAAUGCUGGAGAUUUAAGAAAAAAGGCCAUGGAAGGUAACCUCAGUGGGGCAUUAAUUAACGCUACCAUGGUUCUCGACCCAUUUCAGAUCCUCACAGCAGCCAACAAAGCCGUCCAUCUCCAGAAGCUUGGGAAAAUGAAGACCAGGACUCUGUGCACGGAAAUUAUCUUCAACCUCUCCCCGAACAACAGUAUUUCAGAGGCCUUGAAGAAGUUUGGCAUCUCCGACAGUGACACUUCAGUUUUAAUUGCUUGUGUCGAAGAAGGAGAAAAACAGAUGAAUCCAGAAGAUCUGAUAUCUCAGGUGGAUGGUGAUCAGGUUUCCCUCGACAUACUUCCAGAAAUAACAGAUAUCACCAAAGUUAAAAAGAUAUACAAAUUAACUUCCAAAGAAGAAAAGAUUGGGACAUUAUUAGAAAGUAUCAUUUGCAGAAUGGCAACUAAAGAUGUUUUGUGAAAUUAAAAAAAAAAAGAAUCAAGAAA
Molecule: messenger RNA, 1568 nt
Organism: Antechinus flavipes (yellow-footed antechinus)
Lineage: Eukaryota; Metazoa; Chordata; Mammalia; Dasyuromorphia; Dasyuridae
Gene: TPRKB
Product: TP53RK binding protein
Exons: 5
Coding region: 1015-1542 (175 amino acids)
Biological process (GO): tRNA threonylcarbamoyladenosine modification; telomere maintenance via recombination
Cellular component (GO): cytosol; nucleus; EKC/KEOPS complex
Source: RefSeq, a predicted model, not a curated record